Molecule: messenger RNA, 2868 nt
Organism: Prunus persica (peach)
Lineage: Eukaryota; Viridiplantae; Streptophyta; Magnoliopsida; Rosales; Rosaceae
Product: protein CNGC15b
Exons: 7
Coding region: 85-2868 (927 amino acids)
Biological process (GO): monoatomic ion transport; protein phosphorylation; transmembrane transport
Cellular component (GO): membrane
Molecular function (GO): protein kinase activity; monoatomic ion channel activity; ATP binding
Source: RefSeq, a predicted model, not a curated record
CUUGCAAUCCGACUACGAUCGACCAAGUAUCCAAUUACAUUUCUGUGCGGAAAACAAUCGCUAUUAUACAGAUUCAGGGCCUCAAUGGAAACUCAUCAUGAUUCCCUUCCAAGGGAGUCUUUCCUUCAAAACUGGAAGAAGAUAUUUGUAGCAUCAUGUCUGUUUGCUGUUCUGCUGGAUCCAUUGUUUCUCUACGUUCCUAUGAUGAAGGAUGAUAUCAAGUGCCUGCAAUUUGACAGAAACUUGAAGAUUGCCGCUCUUCUUUUAAGAUCACUCACUGAUCUUUCCUAUUUAUUUGACAUUAUUUUUCAAAUUUAUACAUCCCGCAACUAUUCGGAUUUCAUGCAUGAAUAUCGUCGUAGACAUUAUUAUCGCUCGAAAAUAAGAUAUUGGACGAAAUUUUUUGUGCCAACAAUAACUAAGACAAUGUUGGGGUCAUACAAUAUCUUAAUUGACAUUUUGGCUAUUCUUCCGCUUCCACAGGUUGCAAUUCUCACUUUCUUUUCAAAACUGAGGAACUUGAGAUCUUUGAACACGAUAAGGAUGGUUACUAUGAACCUUUUUGUUCUAUUGCAAUAUGUUCCGCGAGUAUUUCGUAUCUACUUAUUAUGUGAGGAAUUUAAACAGAGAAAGACUGGAGAGAUUGCUAUCUGGGUUAAAGGUGUCUUGAAUUUCUUUAUGUAUAUCCUUGCUAGUCAUGUACUUGGUGCCAUAUGGUACUUUUUUGCUAUUCAACGGAUGGCCAUUUGUUGGCACGAUGCAUGUCGAAAAGAAAAUAAAUGUAACACUAGUAGUUUUGGUUGUCGUGACCAUCACGCAUUUAGAAAUAUUACAUUUCUAAAUGAUAUAUGCCCUAUAAGUCCAGUGAAUGUUGGUAUAUAUAUUACAGUCCUUCAAUCUGGUAUACCGGGGUCAACAAAUUUUUUCCAGAAAUUCUCCAAUUGUUUUUGGUGGGGACUGCGAAAUUUGAGUUCUCUUGGUUCAAACCUUGAGCCUAGCGUGGAUGGAUGGGAGAACCUCUUUGCAGCGUUCAUCUCUAUAACUGGAUUGCUUUUAUUCUUAUAUCUCAUUGGAAAUGUGCAGACAUACAUGCAGUUGGAUACUCAAAGAAUAGAGGCGCAUAGACACAAGAUGAAAAUGGAACAGAAGAUGGAAGAGAAAGGUCGCGAGACAGAGUUGUGGUUAUCUAAAAAUGGCAUCCCCAAAAAGUUCAAGUCGCAGAUCAUGGGGAAGGUACGACAAGAACUUGAAGAAAACAGGGAUGCUGAUUUGGACUAUAUCUUCACUAUUCUUCCCUUGGAUCUUCAGACACGUAUUAAAAUGGAACAGAAGAUGGAAGAGAGCGAGAUAGAGUUGUGGUUAUCUAAAAAUGGCAUCCCCAAAAGCUUCAAGUCGCAGAUCAUGGGGAAGGCACGACAAGAACGUGAUGAAAACAGAGAUGCUGAUUUGGACUAUAUCCUCACUAUUCUUCCCUUGGAUCUUCAGACACGUAUUAAAAAUUGUAUGCCUAUGGCUAGGUUGAAGCAAGUGCCGAUGUUGCAAAACAUGAACGAACAUGUAUUGAGAAGCAUUUGUUCGUAUCUUAAGCACAGGGAGUUUGAUGACAAUUCUAUCAUUAUUAAAAAGGGUGAACCACUUGAAAUGAUGCUAUUCAUUGUGGACGGACAUGUAUCCAUUGAAAAGAGAGAUGGUUCUUCUUCUAAUAAUAAUUUGCAGCAACGAACUCGAGGUGCAGGAGAAGUAUGUGGAGAAGAACUUCUACUUUCGCCAUCGUGGAUCUUAUAUCCUUGGUUCGAAAGACCCUUGGCAACCGAGUCUGCUAAGGCAAUAGGUCAUGUUGAAGCCCUUGUUCUCACGGCUAGCGACUUGGGGGGAGUGGUCAGAAUGCACCAUUUCGUUGGGAUGAUUCGUAGAAUAUUUCGUGCAAAAGAACUUGAGAAGGCAACAGAAAACUACCAUGAAAAUACAAUCAUUCAUGAGGACAGGUAUGCAACCUUUUACAAAGGGGUACUGCUCAUGCCACCAGAUGAUGAAACAGUGGUUGCGAUAAAGAAGUACACAGUUAUUUAUCAUGGAGAUGUAGCUAUUGAGGCGGCUGUUGCUUCUCAGACCAAGCACAUAAAUGUGGUGAGGUUCUUAGGUGGUUGUCUGGAACCAGAGACACGAGCACUGGUUUUUGAGUACAUUCCCAAUGGCACACUUUUUGAGCACAUUCAUAAAGAAGAAGCAGCAGGCAGCUUUGUAGGAUCAUCAUCGCCACCAACUACUCUACUUUCACUGGAGUUACGACUCAAGAUUGCGUCAGAAACAGCUGGAGCACUAGCUUACUUACACUCAUUCAGUCCGCCAUACAUACACCUAUUUUUGUCGUCAAAACAUAUACUAUUGGAUCAUCAUUACACCGCAAAGUUGUCUGCCAUUGGACUGUCGCUAUAUGAAUUCUGGAAUUUCGAUUGUUCACUAAACUCGAGAGAAUACUUUGAUCCUUAUUUUCAAGGAGACAGACUAGCAGAAAAGAGUGACGUCUAUAGCUUUGGAGUUAUCCUAGCGGAGCUACUAACAAGUCAAAAGCCAGCUUCUCCUAACAGCAAAGGGGAAGAGCCACCACUGGCAACCUCUCUUCUAUCCUCAAUGGAAGAGGGUCGCUUGAAUCAAAUUUUGGAUGGUGAAAUAAUAGUCGAUGAAACAACUUCUGAGACGGCCAAAAAGGUGGCGGAUCUGGCAAAAAAAUGUUUAAGGUCAAAAAGGGAGGAAAGGCCUUCCAUGGAGCAAGUAGCCGUGGAGCUUGAGGGAUUGCGCAAAUUUAUGGCAAAGUAUCAAAGGGGAGAACCCAGUUUCUCAAACAGGCCAACCUCUUUGCAACCGUAA